CUCCCUAAGUGGCCACAGAAAUGAAGUAAUUCAUCAUAAGAUGUUUUUUAUUUUUGCACAGUCUUGUACUCAGACAUUUACCAUGAAGUCAGUGGGGUGAAAGUUAAGAGUGGAGGGGUGGAGUUUUGGCUGUAUGGUAAUAAGAACAAAAUUCUGUGGGAUGAAAGUACAUUGAUUGUAUUUAGUGAGAAUAUGAAUGACACAUUUUAUGUUUAAAAAUGCCUUGUGCUUCUAAUGAGUUGAAGUAAGACUUAUUUACCCUCUCUCCCACUAGGCAUGCCAUGCCCUAAGAAUAGCCACUAUAAGCUGUGUGGAACUCGGUGUCCUGUUGUGUGUGCUGGGCUGUCCUCUCCAGCAAACUGUAGUGGAGGUUGUGAGGAGGGCUGCCAGUGUGACACUGGCUAUGUCCUGAGUGAUGGCCAGUGUGUGCUGGUUUCUGACUGUGGCUGCAUGCAUGAGGGACAGUAUCACCCUGCUGGCCACUUCAACUCUGAGAAAAGUUGCCAAAAGUGCAACUGUAAAAGAGGAGAAGUGACCUGCAGCCCCAUGGAGAGCUGUUCAGUAAAGGAUGGCCUUGUCUUGCAGUAUGGGGUGUGCCAAGUGUUUGCUGGCUUUGGCUACAUCACAUUUGAUGGUGUUAUUCUGCCUCAUCAUGGUGCUUGUACAUAUGUAGUGUCAGCCCUCUCCUCUAAAGCCAUACAUGACUAUUUUCUGCUACUAAGCUUUAAAAAAGAUAGUAAUGGCAUUUUCACAAUCAGCAGACUAGUAUUUCAUUUGCUUUCACUGGAAGUGUCUGUUGACCCCGAAACUCUGUGGAAAAUACAAGUAAAUGGAGAAGAACGCAGUGUGCCUUUUGAAAAUGGAGAACUUGAAGCAUACCAAGUUGGCGACAGACUGAUUAUCAUCACACCAUCUGGGGUGGGAAUUGACUUGUCCUCUACCCAAUACCUCAGAUUAACUGUACCGCAGGUGUAUGACGCCACAGCUUCGGGCCUCUGUGGGAACUUCAACGGGGACAAGUAUGAUGACUUGAAACUGAGAAAUGGCCAUCUUACUGAAAGCUUUGCAGAGCUCCUGCACAGCUGGGCAGUAGUGACUCCUGGACAGCAUUUCACUGAUAUUUGUGGGAAGGAGUGUGAUGAUUGCAGCCUGUCCUCACAUGAAAGCAUGCUCUGUGAUGUCCUGUUGGACAGUAGUAUUGAAUUCAACCACUGCUGGAACAGUGGUAUAGAGCGUGAUAUUUACAGAGUUAUGUGCAUUAGGGCAGUUUGUGCUGGGGCUGGGCACGUCGCCGCCUGUUUAGCACUGGAAGCCUAUUCUGCAGCCUGCCAGGCUAAAGGAAUACCAGUAGGGUCAUGGAGAGAGAACACUCCUUGCUCUCUCCAGUGUCCUGACCAGAGCAGCCCAAGAGAGUGUGUUGACUCCAGCUCCAACUCAUGCCCCGCUCUGCUCCAGCCUGGCUCUUCAGCAACUGGCUGUUCGGAAGGAUGCCAGUGCAGCUAUGGCAAUGUGUUUGAUGGGAACCAGUGUGUACCUUACAGUCAGUGUGGGUGUGUUCUCAAUGAUAUAUACAUCAAGAUGGAUGAGCGACUGUACACCGACGGCUGCGCCAAGAUAUGCUGGUGCCACACGUUGGGUGGGGUGAUAUGUGAAGAGGCAGUCUGCAACCCAGGGCAGCAGUGUGCUCUGAGGAACGGCUCCUGGGGUUGUCAUAAUGGAACAGAAGUUUGUAAACUCUGGGACAGUCUCCAAAUCUCCACACUCAGUGGGCAGCAUUUGAGCUUAGAACCUGACUUAUCUUACAGUCUGAUGUCACUCUGCGAUGAGGCCAGUGUUCAGUGGUUCAGCCUGGUCUCUUACCAUGGACCUUGUGAUGGCAGCUUUUCCAGGCUUGUCACCGUGUUUCAGAUCCUCCUGCAUGGAUUAUCAGUUGCCAUACAGGAAGGCAUGGUGAAGGUGAAUGGACACUUUGUUUCCCUCCCUUACACCUUGUCGCCAGGGGUGUCCCUGUCAUCUGGUGUGAACCAGGACAAGUCAGAGGUAACAGUGAUCUUGAGAAGAGACACUGGGAUGGAGUCAGAGUUGGAGAUAGAGAUUGGUGUUACCAUGGUGACAGUCAAGGUCCCUUUCUGGUACUCAGGCAAAUUGUGUGGUCUCUGUGGAAACCUUAAUGACCUCCACUCACACAGUUCAGUCAAGUCAGGGGUUCUCCCUGACUUUCCUGGCUGUGGCUUCACUGGAUGAUAACUGACAAUUUUAAUGUCCUGAGUAAAUGUGUAUUGUUGAAUGUUUGAAAUACAAAAACUAUUUAAAAAAAAAAAAAAACUUUGUAUAUUCUGUCAUUUUAACUCGAUAGGCAUUCCCUCCUCAUGCAUUUAACAUAAUACUGGCAGCACUCUUAUCAGUUAAUACCAUACACCUUUUUUAAACAAGGU
Molecule: messenger RNA, 2435 nt
Organism: Seriola aureovittata
Lineage: Eukaryota; Metazoa; Chordata; Actinopteri; Carangiformes; Carangidae
Product: IgGFc-binding protein-like
Exons: 6
Coding region: 277-2244 (655 amino acids)
Source: RefSeq, a predicted model, not a curated record